CCUUGCAUCCCCUGCGUCUUAGGCAGGAUGAUAAGCCGGAAGGACUUCAGAGCCAAUUUUCUGGGGGACUUCAGAUCCAGAGCCACAUUGACCCGGAACCAGACAGUGACUCAUCUAUCUGUGACUGAGAGGCAAGCUCCACAGCAACGAUGGCAUGAUAUCACCAAGAUCCAUGACGGCAGAAAGAGGAGGUGCUGUUGGCGUUUGAGGCAGGGCCACUGGAAAAGCACUAAAAGCUACUGCUCUGACUGCAAUGUGGAGAGGGAUGAUCACACCCUUCAGCAAAAAACAUGCCUCAGUCUCACUGCCAUUAUACACACAUCAACUGGAGUAACCUCCAAUGUAAAGGGUUGGAGACUGCUGGAGAUGACUAUAGCUACCCUCUACAGAUGGUGACCAUCUCUCCAGCCUUAGUAGUAGCAGGUGUAAAACCACCCAGAAUGAUCAUGUUGCUGCUAGGUCUUCGAGGGGGCAAGCACUUCAGUUCCCGUGAUGGCUGGGGUAAGCAAUCAUUCUACCACAAGGACAAGAUGUUCCAAACUCCUGCCUGAGGUUGAGCUUCAGGUAAUCACUCCAAGUGGAUGCCACCUCUGCCACCCCCACUGAUGCUUGCUCACAGAUGUCUGUGGGGUUCCUGUAGGCUUUGCUCCACAGGCCUCACACUGGGUUGGUGGCUGCCAGGACACAGAAAAAAUGAGUAACCCCAUCCUGCGCCCUGGCAGUUGCCCUCCCAACACAGCUCGCCUCAUCUGCUGCAUAGGAGGGAUUGUACUUAAGGAAGGAGGGCUGGCAAGGCCUACCUUGGGCCAUGACUCUGUACCUUUAGGACCUCCUGCUGCUUCAAGAUCCUCCACAGUUUAGCUAAGGACUGCUAGGUACCCAGUUUCAUGGGUGGCCAAAAGAAGGCACUCUAGAAGUCUUAAUAUGACGAAAUCCUUUAAAAAAUGCAGUAAUUGACAAAACCUCAUC
Molecule: messenger RNA, 969 nt
Organism: Penaeus vannamei (Pacific white shrimp)
Lineage: Eukaryota; Metazoa; Arthropoda; Malacostraca; Decapoda; Penaeidae
Source: RefSeq, a predicted model, not a curated record